GUGUGGUCUCUCCUAGUGGGGCUUGACUGAGCGCGCCAGGCCAUGGCCAUGCAGAUGCCCUUGGAAGCGAAUGUGGAUACUUCAGCAGAGGAAGAGAGCUUUGGGCCUCAGCUCAUUGCUCGCCUAGAGCAAUGUGGCAUAAAUGCGAACGAUGUGAAGAAAUUGGAAGAAGCUGGAUUUCACACAGUUGAGGCUGUUGCUUAUGCACCAAAGAAGGAGCUACUAAACAUCAAAGGCAUCAGUGAAGCCAAAGCUGACAAAAUCUUGGCUGAAGCAGCUAAACUGGUUCCCAUGGGUUUCACCACAGCAACAGAAUUCCACCAGCGAAGGUCAGAGAUCAUCCAGAUCACCACUGGCUCCAAAGAACUUGAUAAACUUCUUCAAGGAGGGAUAGAAACAGGAUCCAUCACAGAGCUAUUUGGGGAGUUUCGUACUGGGAAAACACAGCUGUGUCAUACCCUAGCAGUAACCUGUCAGCUUCCCAUUGACCGGGGGGGUGGUGAAGGAAAAGCCAUGUACAUUGACACAGAGGGGACCUUCCGUCCUGAGCGCCUUCUUGCUGUGGCUGAAAGGUAUGGCUUGUCAGGCAGUGAUGUCCUGGAUAACGUGGCGUACGCUCGAGGCUUUAACACAGACCACCAGACCCAGCUGCUCUACCAGGCCUCUGCUAUGAUGGCUGAAUCACGGUACGCGCUGCUGAUAGUGGACAGUGCCACGGCCCUGUACCGCACCGACUACUCGGGCCGCGGGGAGCUCUCCGCCAGGCAGAUGCAUCUGGCCCGCUUCCUGCGGAUGCUGCUGCGCCUCGCGGAUGAGUUUGGAGUGGCCGUUGUGAUCACCAACCAAGUGGUAGCACAAGUAGAUGGAGCUGCCAUGUUUGCUGCAGAUCCCAAAAAGCCUAUUGGAGGGAAUAUCAUAGCACACGCUUCCACCACCAGGCUGUAUCUGCGGAAAGGCCGAGGUGAAACCAGGAUAUGUAAAAUCUACGACUCCCCUUGUCUUCCCGAGGCUGAAGCAAUGUUUGCUAUCAAUGCUGAUGGAGUGGGAGAUGCUAAAGACUGAAAGUCUCAUUCCCUUCCCCCCGUAACCCAUGGCCGGGUGUCUUAAAAGGCUCCUUCCUUUGUGGCACCUUACAGAUGUUUUCCCUGUUCUGCUGCUGGGUAGAGGCUGGCAGAGGGACCCGUUUUAUUUCAGCACUGAAGUCCACAGCAAAUACACUGCGAGGCCCAGCUGGAGGUGUUGCUUGGAGGAGUUC
This is a messenger RNA of Pezoporus flaviventris, 1255 nucleotides long. It is a transcript of the gene RAD51, whose product is annotated as RAD51 recombinase. Gene Ontology annotation, cellular component: condensed nuclear chromosome. Gene Ontology annotation, molecular function: single-stranded DNA binding; DNA strand exchange activity; ATP binding. Bases 43 to 1062 code for a protein of 339 amino acids. The transcript has 9 exons. The record is from RefSeq and is a predicted model, not a curated record. Gene Ontology annotation, biological process: DNA recombinase assembly; mitotic recombination; double-strand break repair via homologous recombination. NCBI's taxonomy places the organism in Eukaryota, Metazoa, Chordata, Aves, Psittaciformes, Psittacidae.